Messenger RNA from Heterobasidion irregulare TC 32-1, 1352 nucleotides. RefSeq lists its product as uncharacterized. The transcript is spliced from 2 exons. Bases 1 to 1242 code for a protein of 413 amino acids. The record is from RefSeq and is a predicted model, not a curated record. Lineage: Eukaryota; Fungi; Basidiomycota; Agaricomycetes; Russulales; Bondarzewiaceae.
AUGCCAAGUGCGCGAGCGCUUCCUAUACCAAGCACCAGCGCCCCUUUUCCAUCCUCCUGUAACAAUGUGCACAAUUGCAGGACAUUGUGGGACAUCGUCACAAGCUGCAUGGCGACUGUGUUCUCGUGCACCUGGGUGGCUAUCCAUCCUAACAUUCCCGCCAUCGACGAUAAAUGGUGGACCAUCUCUUUUCGGCGGGCGAAGCUCAUGGUUCUCGCCUUGAUCGCACCGGAGCUUGUGAUUCUGUGGGCGAUGCGCCAGUGGUAUGUCGCACGAGACUUGGCGAAGCGGUACCAAGGUCGUGGUUGGACACUUACUCAUGGAUUUUUCGCUGGCAUGGGAGGAUUCAUGCUGUCUCAUGGAAAUACCUCGUUUACUCUCGGACCACAAGACUUCAAUGAUCUGCUUACAAUUGGGGCAAUUGACUUCCCUACUGUUACCGAAGAUCAGAUCGACGACAAGAACAAGAGCGACACGCUAGCCAAAGCCCUGGCAGCCCUCCAGCUGAGCUGGUUUAUGUUCCAGUGCAUUAUGCGGACAGUGGAGCAUCUACCGCUCACCGAACUCGAGGUCAUGACUCUGGCAUUUACUAUCUUGACCAUGCCCUCGCGCGCGUUCUGGUGGCAGAAGCCCCUCAACGUUCGCUUACCCGUGCCGGUCAAGAUCCGCGACUACUCAGCGAUACUUAUCCUGAAGGGUGAACAAGAGCUCUCGGAAAAACGGGACCCUCCAAAAGAACAAUACUCCCCGAGUUUUGGUAUUUGUGUCAUAGACGAUCUCGUCACCUUCAUUGCCCAUCCAGUGUGCGAAACCGACGGAACCUUCAGCCUUGUCAAGCCAAACAGCUCCAGAGUCCGCACCCUGUUCGCUGGAGAGACGACCCCUCAGGAAGAUACAGCCAUCUACAAUUUCAUUGGAUGCGUUGCCAUGGUCUUCGGAGCCAUUCACUGCAUUGCCUGGUCAUCCGAAUUCACGUCUGACAUAGAGCUGUUAUUGUGGCGUGUGUCCUCUGCCGUCCUCAUAGGUGUGCCCGCGCUUCAUCUGGUAUGGCAUUUUUUGUUACAUAUAGACUCCCUUAGCAAGACCUUGCAGCGGAUGAGCAGUUAUGUUGUUCCCACCACAUCUGUUCUUUAUGCUCUCGCUCGUUUCACGUUGAUAUUCCAAUCAUUUGCCUCUUUGCGUUCGCUCUCUCCAGGAUCGUACGAUGCUACAAGCUGGACGGCUUACAUCCCACACCUUUGAUGACUUUUCCGCUUCUUGACUUUCCCGCUUUUCGACUUUCGCUCUCCUAAAUUUCGCUUGUGAUUAUUUAUUGAUCCUGAUAAUUCGGAUAAUAUAUCAAAGAUGCUAUG